Molecule: messenger RNA, 1860 nt
Organism: Talaromyces proteolyticus
Lineage: Eukaryota; Fungi; Ascomycota; Eurotiomycetes; Eurotiales; Trichocomaceae
Product: glycoside hydrolase superfamily
Exons: 9
Coding region: 1-1860 (619 amino acids)
Biological process (GO): carbohydrate catabolic process
Molecular function (GO): starch binding; calcium ion binding; alpha-amylase activity
Source: RefSeq, a predicted model, not a curated record
AUGAGAAGCCUUGUAUUGGUGUCCAUGCUGUUCCUCGCGCGGGCUGUUGUGAGCUUGACGCCUGCAGAAUGGCGCAGUCAGUCAAUCUAUUUCCUUUUGACAGAUCGUUUUGGCCGUGAAGACAAUUCUACCACUGCCUCAUGUAACAUCAGCGACCGGAUUUAUUGCGGUGGGAGUUGGCAAGGGAUCAUCAACCAUCUAGACUACAUCCAAGAUAUGGGAUUUACCGCCAUAUGGAUCACGCCAGUCACGGAACAGCUCCCCCAAGACACUGGAGACGGCGAAGCGUAUCACGGAUACUGGCAACAGGAGAUAUACAAUAUCAAUUCAAAUUAUGGCACUGCUGCCGAUCUUUUGGCCCUCUCAAAAGCCCUACAUGAGCGAGGAAUGUAUCUUAUGGUAGACGUAGUCGCGAACCACAUGGGGUAUGACGGAGCCGGUAACGCUGUUGAUUACAGCGCAUUCAACCCGUUUGACUCAUCGUCGUAUUUCCACCCCUACUGUGAAAUCACCAACUACUCCAACCAGACCAAUGUCGAGGACUGCUGGCUUGGCGAUACAACUGUCUCUCUGCCAGAUCUAAAUACGGAAUUGUCCUCUGUUCAGACAAUAUGGUAUGAUUGGGUAGCAGAGAUUGUUUCGAACUAUUCCAUUGACGGCCUUCGCAUUGACACUGUUAAACACGUGCAACAAUCGUUCUGGCCCGGCUAUAACAGUGCCGCGGGUGUCUAUUGUGUCGGGGAAGUCUUUGACGGCGAUCCUACUUAUACAUGCCCGUAUCAAAAUUACCUGGAUGGUGUUUUGAAUUAUCCAGUCUACUACCAACUGUUGUAUGCAUUCGAAUCUUCUAGUGGUAGCAUCAGCAACCUCUAUGACAUGAUUAACUCCGUGGCAUCUGACUGUGCUGAUCCAACCCUGUUGGGAAACUUCAUUGAAAAUCAUGACAAUCCUCGAUUUGCCUACUAUACGGAGGAUUAUUCGCAAGCCAAAAAUGUCAUUUCCUUUGUGUUCUUCUCUGAUGGCAUUCCCAUUAUCUACGCGGGCCAGGAGCAGCACUAUAAUGGCGGUAAUGACCCUGACAAUCGUGAGGCAACCUGGUUAUCAGGAUACUCCACAACAGCUGAGCUAUACGGGUUCAUUGCCUCCACAAAUAAGAUUCGCGCCCAGGCGAUUUCUUCAGACUCUUCAUAUAUCACCACUAAGAACGACCCAUUCUAUACAGACAGUAAUACCAUCGCCAUGAAGAAGGGGUCAAGCGGCUCGCAGGUCAUUACAAUUCUCUCGAACAUGGGUGCCUCUGGCAGCUCGUACACCCUAACCCUUAGCGGCAGUGGAUAUUCUUCUGGCACUAAGCUUAUGGAAGUAUAUACGUGUACCUCCGUAACUGUGGAUUCUAGUGGAGAUAUCGCCGUCCCGAUGGAAUCUGGAUUACCUCGAGUCUACAUGUUGGCCUCUUCUGCCGGCUCACUUUGUGGCUCUUCCACUUCCACGACAGCGAUUAUGACUAUGACGGCCACGACGACUACUACUACGACAACGGCCACAGCUGUGCCAGUUCUUUUUGAGGAAUUAGUGACUACCGUUUACGGACAGAACAUUUACAUUUCAGGCUCUAUCAGUGAGCUCGGGGAUUGGGAUACCGAUAACGCAGUUGCACUAUCUGCAAGUGAAUAUACUUCAUCCGACCCUCUGUGGCGUGUCGCUGUGACUCUCCCGGCUGGCACCUCGUUCCAGUACAAAUUUAUCGAGAAGACUGACGGGUCCAGCUCAGUCACGUGGGAAAGCGACCCUAAUCGGUCGUAUACGGUGCCAACCACCUACACUGGGUCAACUGCGACUGUGACAGCAACAUGGCGGUAA